CAACGCAUCCGCACGUGACAUUGCCACCGGCCGUCUCAUUUUCACAUAGCACAAGACGUUUCGAACUCUUCAAAUCCAAAAAAGAAACCGUCGCACGCUGUCAACUUCUUCUCUGCUAAUUCUCUCAAAGUAUGGCGGAUUGGGGACCUGUAGUGGUCGCUGUGAUACUAUUUGUGCUUCUGACUCCGGGACUUCUCUUUCAGAUUCCGGCGAGAGGUCGAGUCGUCGAAUUUGGGAAUAUGCACGCAAGCGGAGCAUCGAUUCUUGUACACACCAUCAUUUACUUCGGUCUCAACACCAUCUUCACCAUCGCUAUUCGUUUCCACAUAUACACCGGUUUCUCUCAAAGUAUGGCGGAUUGGGGACCUGUAGUGGUCGCUGUGAUACUAUUUGUGCUUCUGACUCCGGGACUUCUCUUUCAGAUUCCGGCGAGAGGUCGAGUCGUCGAAUUUGGGAAUAUGCACGCAAGCGGAGCAUCGAUUCUUGUACACACCAUCAUUUACUUCGGUCUCAACACCAUCUUCACCAUCGCUAUUCGUUUCCACAUAUACACCGGUUAAUGCUACCCUAACGAAUUUGUAAUUUUUUCCGGUUGUCUGGUCUUCGUACCGGUUUGUUUUAAAAUGUAAUAUUCGUCCUCUGGUUUUGUUUAUAAUUUGCGGUGUCUGGUGUAAACGCACAUCUUUGGAAUAUAUGAAUCUGAAUAUGCAUUAAGUUUAAAUA
Molecule: messenger RNA, 723 nt
Organism: Brassica oleracea var. oleracea
Lineage: Eukaryota; Viridiplantae; Streptophyta; Magnoliopsida; Brassicales; Brassicaceae
Exons: 2
Coding region: 132-560 (142 amino acids)
Source: RefSeq, a predicted model, not a curated record